AUGCAUGAAAGGUUAGGUUACUUCCCAAUAACUGAAUAUCCAGAGCCGACUAUCAUCCGCGAGACUGAAGGGAUCCCUUUGGCGAAUCCGGACGAACUGAAAAUACUCUCCGAUGUUCGCGACAAGGUCUUGACCGGACUUCACGCUUACUACUGCGCUAGCGGAGAAGAGAAUCCGGAAGAACGACUAAGUGAUCUACUUAUGCUUAGCGGAGGCGUUGCGAUUUGCGCAGCACAGGAACUAGAAGGUCUGCAUCUGCUGCGGUUUUUCGAUUUGGCCAGGUUCGACGACGAGUGCUCGAAAUUGUUGUUCGGUGACUAA
Messenger RNA from Cylicostephanus goldi, 321 nucleotides. The record is from the annotation of a GenBank genome assembly. Lineage: Eukaryota; Metazoa; Nematoda; Chromadorea; Rhabditida; Strongylidae.